GAUCUGCUUCCUGUCUUGUUCUUGUUCCUUCCUUCUUUGCUCGAGCUCAGUUUCACACCCCUGUAGCUGGAGCCUGCUGUCCUGCAGCAGCGUGACAAACCAGACCUUUUCAAUCUCUUGCUCGCUUGCUCGCCCGCCCUUCUUCUUCAUCAUCUUCCACACGGGCUGCGUCGCCGUCGUCCCAAGCCUGCCUGCAGCUAUCCUUCUACCUGCCGGUUCGUUUGUAGUUCUUGGAGGGAGCUAGCAGUUCUCUGCGCGCCUGAGCUAGCCACCGGUUAAUCCAAGUCAUUCAUUACCGAUGGGGCGCGCGCCGUGCUGCGAGAAGAGCGGGCUGAAGAAAGGGCCGUGGAUGCCCGAGGAGGACGAGAAGCUCGUCGCCUACAUCAAGAAGCACGGCCAGGGCAACUGGCGCACCCUCCCCAAGAAUGCCGGGCUCGCACGGUGCGGGAAGAGCUGCCGGCUACGGUGGACUAACUAUCUGAGGCCGGACAUCAAGCGCGGCCGCUUCUCCUUCGACGAGGAGGAGACAAUCAUCCAGCUCCACAGCAUCCUCGGCAACAAGUGGUCAGCGAUCGCGGCGCGGCUGCCCGGGCGGACGGACAACGAGAUCAAGAACUACUGGAACACGCACAUCCGCAAGCGCCUGCUCCGCAUGGGCAUCGACCCCGUCACCCACGCGCCGCGCCUCGACCUCCUCGACCUCUCCGCGCUCUUCAAGCCCGCCGCCGCCGCCGCGUACUACCCCACGCAGGCCGACCUCGACACGCUCCGAGCCUUGGAGCCGCUCGCCAACUACCCGGACCUCCUCCGCCUCGCCUCCGCCCUGCUCUCUGGCCCGCCGGCGGCGCCCGCGAUCGGCGACCAGCAACCGCGGCAGCUUCUGCCGUGGAUUCUGCAGGCGCAGAUGGCGCAGCAGGCGGCCGCCGCCGUGGCGCAGGCGCAGCUGCAGGUGGCGCCGCAGGCCGAACAGUUCGUGCAGCAGCGGCAGGCGGCUGGAGCCGCGUGCCAAAUGCCGGACCUGGUCCACACGAGCCCGACGGUGCAGCAGCACCAGCAGGUCGCGGCCGCGCAGGAGCAGCAACACCAGCCCCAGGGCCAGGACGACAUGGCCGCGGCUUGCCACAGCAUGCAGCCGCAGCCGCCUACGGGCGGCUACGCCGUCGACACCCUCGACAUCCCAGCGCUGAUGCAGAUGGUGCAGGCCGACGACGCGUCGAACCUGCAGCAGUGGAGCAGCAUGAUCACAAGCAGCACCAACAACAACAACGUCGGCUCCGGCGUGUCCACACCGUCGUCCAGCCCGGUGCCGCGCUUGAAUCACUCCACCACCGCCACCACGACGUACGGCGGCGCGAGCGAUGCCGACGCCGCCGCGCUGUUCAACAUGCAGCUAUCUGAGCUCCUUGAUGUGACCGACUACAUGUAACAACGAGCUAGGAACAAAAAUCACGGGAGCACGGACCCGAUCCGUCGAAACUGUGUGCUAGGUCCUACACUUCAUCACGUGUACCGCAAGGGGCAAACGAAAAUCCAUCUCAGGACGGACGACGACGACGCAUUUUUGUACAGGAUCAUUGCUGCACCUCCUGUAAUUAUCCACUUGUUCGUUCGUUCAUGGUCGGAUCAGUGAUAGAUUAAUUACUGUUAGAAGCUUCCCAUGAGUCUCUUUCGAUCGGUUCGUCACACUACUGUAAUUAUUUUCUUCUUUUCAAUCUAGCUGGACGUGUGUGGUGCGUGUCA
Zea mays is the source of this 1740-nucleotide messenger RNA. Its product is annotated as transcription factor MYB39. The record is from RefSeq and is a predicted model, not a curated record. Bases 299 to 1426 code for a protein of 375 amino acids. The transcript has 3 exons. NCBI's taxonomy places the organism in Eukaryota, Viridiplantae, Streptophyta, Magnoliopsida, Poales, Poaceae.